AUGACAGUAACGCGUCGCUCCAGGCACGACGAAACGGCUGGUCAGAACGGUUUUGUCGACGCAUCAGAACAAGGUACGCCACCACUUGUUAAGCCAGAGAGCAAUACUUCAUCACUGGUUUGUCCGGAAAGAAGUACGCCUGAACCUGUUCCUGAAAUAUCGGAAUUGUUCAGUUCAUCAGAGGCUGCUCAGUCUGAAGAGCGAACCACUCUUGAAAAUAUUGUGCUUGAUCUUGACUUACCGGCUCCUCCAGAAGAGCUGAAACAAUACGAAUUGACUGAAGUGCCACCCGAAUUACCUGAGAUAUCGACUCACGAAGUGAACUCCCAACCAGACUCUGAAUCAAUUGGAAGUCAAUACUAUUUGUUGCAAUCGGAAUUGUCAACUCAGUUACCAGACACGCAUACUACACCUGAACAGUCAACUGAAAAACAUUCAAAGGAGUCACGAGUUCCCCACAGUGAAUCAGCUGCAGAAGUUCCUUCUUUGGAGACUGAUCCCUUGAGUGAAGGGAGUUUUGUCCCUUUUCGAGUUGUGCCUUCCGAACUCGUUGCCCAGGAAGUUCCGGUAGUUCCAACGCCACAGAAAGAACUGCUUGAGGAUCUAGAGCCGUUAGGUAGCGAUAACGCUGAUCAAACCUUUCAGCAUCCUGUCGGUGAUCAGUUUCACCCUACCACUGAAAUAUUUGAUUUUACUCUAUCAGAGUCGGCUAAUUUAGGUCAUUUUAAACCAGAAGCAGAUCAGAUCAGUGAAACUUUUGUUGCUCACGUGGAUUCUGUCCCGCGUACUGAAGUUCACUCGGCUGAUCAGACAAUCACAUUGUCUGUAGAAUAUCAGCCAACCAGCGAAGAAUCUACACCAACUAUUGACUAUAAAUUUCAGAUUGUUGGUUCUGCAGUAACCCCUAUUUUCAUCCGAGAGGCUGAAUCUUCCGGUCACGUGUCCGGUCCAGUAGCUAACGACACGUCUAUGAGCACCACGGUUGGCGUUUCUGAGAUCAUGGCUGACCCAGCGGUACAAGAAUUCACAGAUUAUCCUGCUUUUGAGACUCUGGAAAAAAUCAAUCAUGAAAGCCCUACUCAUCCGACUGGAUCGAGUACAAAUGGCGUCGAAGCGGACUAUCGAAUCAGUUAUGAUGGCGGAAGUAGCUAUCAUGAUGACGUGCCUCCGGAAGAGGAAGAAGAACAAGAAGAAUUGGUGGCGCAUUUCGUCGAAAAGAAAGAGGAAAUACAUCCUCUGACCGAGUCGAAUAUUGCAAAGGUAGAACAUACCAUACAAACAGAGCAAGACGUCAAGGCGACAACUACUGUGAGUGGGGCUGAAAACGUACUGGUCGAUGAAAGUCCAAGACCAUCAUUUCAUGAAAUUUGCGAGGAACUGGACAAGAAGAAUGUCGUGAGUCACUUGCAACAACGUCAUCCGCUGCCGAUGCAAUCUGGCGCUAAUAGAAAACAAGAUAUUGUUCUACUGAAUCCGCAAACAGGUGAAGUUCUCAAUUCCAGUCCACAUUCGACUCAGGCAAUUCAUUUGACUUCCGGAACCAGUGCACCGGUUCAAUUAUCCAAAGCAGAAGUUCUUAUGACUAGUAACGCUCAAUCAGGGGUAAAUGGUGUGCCAGUCAAUGGACCACCGGAAGAGACCACAUCCGGUGUCGCCGGAUACGCCCAACGAUCUACCCAGAAUGAUGCUGGGGGGCAAGCCCCCAGUCGUGGUGGUGCUGGCAGCGGUGGUGCUACGGGUGGCGGUGCUGGACCCAGCAGUGGAGGUCAACCUGUGGUAUCCAAUUCACUGGAACGAAUUCGCCAAGUAUACAAUAUGGCCGAAUGUCCAAUGGCUCAUCUGACUGUGUUCGUGGAUCGUGCACUUGUAUGCCGUCGUAUUAGACCACGCUUCAACGCAUGUGAGAUUACGGAGGUUUUGUUCGAGCAUUUAUCACCGGCGAUUGACAAGGAUUCAAUACGAGUGGAAAUUCGUGGUGCCGCCACUAUCUUGGAUGUGAGCUUUUUCGCCCGUUCUUUAUCCGAGGGCGAGGACACCUGGUCCCAUACAAUCAAUGAACUUACCACCGAAUUGCGUCAUUGUCAACGGCAAAUGGACUGUCUUUCGGGUCGUAUUGCUCGAACCGGAAAGCAACGACUUGUGUUGGACACAUUCGCAGACAAUCUAAUUCGCCGGGAUGAGGAAGUAACCGGUACGGUUGGACUCGGUGGAAGCGGAUCGAUGGGAACUUUGAUCCCAGGUGUUGCCGCAGGUGUGACAACUGGUGCAGGAGUUACACAAGCACCGGGAUUGUGUCCUAUCUCCUCUGGAGCGCCGUCUCCACAACUGAACAGUGAUCACAAAAGCUCACUGGAGGUUCAAUCACGAAAAUGGGUGAAUUGUUUGGAUCACUGCUGUGGCAACAAAGCCCGAACGCGUAAUCAUCCAUCCACAACUAUCGGCAUUCGAACGAGAUCAUCGGGUCCCGUUGCUUCUAGUAGCAACAGUCGACGAUUGUCCCAUCCUUUAGUCCAUGGAGACCGUGGCUAUGUCGAGGCACGAUCCCAUGUGCUGCCACUCGGUUCGGUGUAUUCCGUGCAGUCGGAUCCUUCCGGAUCGAAGAACACUUUGCAAACAUUAUCCACGAGUGCCGUCUCCCUGACCAGAGGAGUCAAUCCAUACGAUCCGCGCAACAUGGACACGCUCCAUCGAUUUCUAAAUGUGUAUGAAGAACAGGCAGAACGCUUGGACCAAUCGUUGAUGGAUGCGAAUGAAGAACUGGAACAGGUGCAAGCUCGCAUUGAGGCGAUUGAGAAGGAGCUACGCGACAUCGAAUUAAAACAAGAUGAGCGCUUAGCACGCGAACUUAGUGUUCUGGUGGAACCACGAGAGACGGGUCAAGUCGAGAUGUUAGUCUCCUAUGUUGUAGGCAGGUGCGGAUGGAAACCGGCUUACGACAUACGCAUCUUCAACAGUGAUGGAACAAUGAAGAUCGUCUACUAUGGUAUGGUUCAACAAGCUACCGGCGAGGAGUGGGAAACACGUUCAAUGACGUUGUCUACAACCUUGCCGGGCACGGGAGGCAUGGUACCGACACUCGGCUUACAACGUGUUUGCUUCAAAAAAGAUCAUUCCCCAGCUCCAGCUCAGCGGAACACUAUCGGCCCAGGCCAACCCCCACCGGUACCCUAUCCCUCAUCAAAUGGCAUGAGUCGCGGACAGCGGAAUGCGGCCAAAAUAAGUGGAUUCUCUAAAUCGGCUCGACAAACGACCACAAGUUUCCACGAAGCCGAACGUCUGUUAGUGGACAUGGAUCAACGUGAUACUCCCACACCUUGCGCUACUUUGCAAAGAGGCAGCAGUUUUGAGACCGCACAAUCAAGUAACAUUCGCAGCACAAGCGCCGGAGCUCGAGGAGUCACGCGUCGUACUUUAGGUACCAGCAUACUGUUUCAUGGUUCUCCUCCAGCUGCUCAAACCGCUUAUGGUGCGGGGUCGAUUCGAUCACUACCACCGCCCGCCGGUGGAGUAAUUUCGACCACCGGGGCCCAAUCACUACCGACGUCAGUGGUCCCAUCACCAACGCCACAACCACCGCAAUCAAGCAGUAUAGCAGCAGUCAAUCUGGAUGUACCACGUCCACCUAAUCUUAUUCGUUGUGAUCACGAGCCCGUUCGAGUGACUGUGGGAUUAUUGGAUUUACAGCCGCGUUACGAAUACGUGACCGCCCCCAAACGCUCGCUACAUGCAUACCUGAAAGCAACGGCCGUGAAUAGGAGUGAUUUUUACAUUCUGGCCGGCCAAACCAACAUUUAUGCGGAUAACACGUUCAUUGGCAAGUCUGAGUUAGGAGCUGUGGCUCAAGGUGAAGAGUUCAGUUGCAACUUGGGAGCGGAGCACGGGAUCAAGGUCAACUAUCGUCCUUUGUUCAAAUAUCGUGAAAGUUCCGGUUCAGGAAGUAAACAUGCCACAUUGACCUUCAAACAACUGAUUGAAGUAAGGAACACAUUCGAUCGCCCAAUUCGAUUAAUGGUUAUGGAUCAAGUCCCAGUCAGUGGAGAAUGCAAAAUCAAGGUGAAUUUGAUCGAGCCAUCCAUCAAACACCCGGAAAAAUACGAUCGAAAUAAACCCAUUCGCAUGAACAAGUUCAACAAUGUUGAAUGGGAUCUUGAUCUGCAACCAGGUGAAACUCGAGAGUUGACACUGAAAUAUUCGAUCGAGCACCCAGCCAACGAGGAUUUAGAUGUUACUGAAUCAUAA
This is a messenger RNA of Echinostoma caproni, 4239 nucleotides long. Lineage: Eukaryota; Metazoa; Platyhelminthes; Trematoda; Plagiorchiida; Echinostomatidae. The record is from the annotation of a GenBank genome assembly.